Molecule: messenger RNA, 1478 nt
Organism: Sinocyclocheilus anshuiensis
Lineage: Eukaryota; Metazoa; Chordata; Actinopteri; Cypriniformes; Cyprinidae
Product: gastrula zinc finger protein XlCGF8.2DB-like
Exons: 3
Coding region: 135-1217 (360 amino acids)
Biological process (GO): regulation of transcription by RNA polymerase II
Molecular function (GO): RNA polymerase II cis-regulatory region sequence-specific DNA binding; DNA-binding transcription factor activity, RNA polymerase II-specific
Source: RefSeq, a predicted model, not a curated record
GACGUCAUCAAGCGGCGCCGCGCUCCUGCCUGUUUUGAUUCAACGGAAGAAAGAUCUUAAACAGCACAAAGUGUCCAAGCACACAGAAAAACUGCUGCUGGAGCGACUGAGACACACGUAACACUAUUAUAAAGAUGGCGUUUAUUAAAGAGGAGAGUGAAGACAUGAGGCUUGAAGAAGCUUUCAGAGUCAAACAUGAAGAUCCUGAGGAACUAACAGACCUGAUGCCGCUGAAAGAGGAGAGUCAAGAACUGAAUGAUGCGAAGGAAGAGAAACAUAAUUUCACAACUGCAAACAAUAUUUUAGUUGUUCAGACUAAAAUGUCUUCCUCACGAAAAAGAGCUCAAACAACUAGAUCUAGAAGUUAUUUCACCUGUCAACAGUGUGGAAAGUGUUUUACACAUAAAGCAACAAUUAAUGCCCACAUGAGAGUUCACACUGGGGAGAAACCUUUUACCUGCCCUCGGUGUGGAAAGAGUUUCACAGUUAAAGAAAAUCUAAAUACUCACAUGAGGAUUCACACUGGAGAGAAGCCUUACACCUGCCAGCAGUGCGGAAAGAGUUUCACUAAAAAAGAAAGGCUUAAAAUCCACAUGAGGAUUCACACUGGAGAAAAUCCUUACACCUGCCAACAGUGUGGAAAACGUUUCACUGAAAAAGGAAACCUUGACGUCCACAUGAGAAUACACACCGGAGAGAAACCUUACAUAUGCCCUCAGUGUGGAAAGUGUUUUACACAUCAAGGAACCCUUAAUGGCCACACGAGAGUUCACACUGGAGAGAAACCUUUCACCUGCCAACAGUGUGGAAAGAGUUUCACAGUUAAAGGAAAUCUAAAUACUCACAUGAGGAUUCACAUUGGAGAGAAGCCUUACACCUGCCAACAGUGUAGAAAGAGUUUCACUAAAAAAGAAAGGCUUAAAAUCCACAUGAGGAUUCACACUGGAGAAAAUCCUUACACCUGCCAACAGUGUGGAAAACGUUUCACUGAAAAAGGAAACCUUGACGUCCACAUGAGAAUACACACUGGAGAGAAACCUUACAUAUGCCCUCAGUGUGGAAAGUGUUUUACACAUCAAGGAACCCUUAAUACCCACAUGAGAGUUCACACUGGAGAGAAACCUUUCACCUGCCAACAGUGUGGAAAGAGUUUCACAAUUAAAGGAAACCUAAAUACUCACAUGAGGAUUCACAUUGGAGAGAAGCCUUACACCUGACAACAGUGUAGAAAGAGUUUCACUAAAAAAGAAAGGCUUAAAAUCCACAUGAGGAUUCACACUGGAGAAAAUCCUUACACCUGCCCUCAGUGUGGAAAGAGUUUCACAGUUAAAGGAAAUCUAAAUACUCACAUGAGGAUUCACACUGGAGAGAAGCCAUUCACGUGUCUACAGUGUGAAAUUAGUUUCACAUAUCUCAAACACCUGAAACGUCACUUGCAAACUCAUUCUGGAAAGAAAUUGCAAUGUUCCUCAGUGUGA